GUCUCAGCGUGUGGCUGGAAAGCAAGCACACAAAAGAGCUGUGUGCAGCCCGAGAAUCCGGAGCUUCUACGGAGAGAGGGUGAAACCCCGAGGCACUGCAGAACAGGUCAAAGAAGAAACCUACCUGAUCUAAACACCCUGGAAUGCAUGGGAGGGUGUUUGAAAACUCUUAACAGAAUCUCUCAAGAAACAAUGGUCAUGUAAAAUGUUGACUAUGGCAAACAGGAAACGUCAAAGCACGACAAUCAGAAUGCUGGAUCACAGGCCGCGAUCUUGCCCAUCAUCUCCACUUGCAAUGGAUCCUGAAAAUGAGGAAAUUAUAUAUGAAGAAAAUGUAGUGCAUGAAUACACUAAUUCUCAACUACCGGACAGCAGACAAACUGCAAACUCCCAGGAAGAGCAAGAUUGUAAUGAUAAUAGUAAUGAUGGUGACUCGAGUUCUGACUACGUGAAUAAUACGUCAGAUGAGGAAUAUGACGAGGGGCUACCAGAUGAAGAGGAAGGGAUCACUUACUAUAUCCGUUACUGCCCUGAGGAUGAUAGCUACCUUGAAGGUAUGGACUGCAAUGGAGAGGAGUACAUCCCUCAUGAAGAGCAUCAUAUAGUGACAGAUGAGUGUGUAGAAGCAGUGGAGGAUGAGUGGACUGAAUCUAAGAUGCAACAACAACAGAACUGUAUUGAGGAUGCAACCAGAGAUGAAGAUCAGAUUCAAGUGCUAGAGGAGGAAGACAAUUUAUCUUCUUUAGAAGCUCAAGACCAGGAUGAAACAGUCCAGUAUAGUGAAAAUGAAGAGGGCUACCAAGACUAUUAUCCUCCAGAGACUAAUGGUAAUUCACUUCCCCAGUCCCCAUUUCAUACAAGGAAAGGUGAGGGAGUUGCUGAAGAUCAAGAGGAGGACAUUGAUCAGAUAGUAGCAGAAAUCAAAAUGAGUAUGAGCAUGAGUAGCAUAAAUAGUACCACAGACAUGAGCCCUGAGCAUGGCAGAAAAGAAACUGGGCCAACGGACAUUACAGAAAUAUGUCAGAAAGAAGAAGGUGGUCAUUGUGCUAGCAGACAUGAAGGAAGGCCAAAGUCAUUAAACAUCCCAUCAGCAUCAAAACAUGAUGUGCAAAGGGGAUACAAAACAAAGGUUAGGACUCCUGAAGAAAGACAGAAGUGGUCACAAGAACAGGUGUGUAACAAUGCAGAUCAGCCCAGAAAGCAGCAGCGCUCAGACCUCAAUGGGCCAAUUGACAACAACAAUAUGCCAGAGCCAACAAAGAAAGCAGCUUCUUUUCCAAGUUUUGUGGAUGUACCUGGCCCUUGUGAGCCAGAGGACCUAAUUGAUGGAAUCAUCUUUGCUGCAAAUUUUUUGGGCUCUACCCAACUCUUGUCUGAACGGAAUCCAUCCAAAAACAUCAGGAUGAUGCAGGCGCAAGAAGCUGUCAGCCGUGUAAAAAGGAUGCAAAAAGCUGCUAAAAUCAAGAAAAAAGCGAAUUCAGAGGGAGAUUCUCAGACACUAACUGAAGUGGAUCUUUUUAUAUCAACACAAAGGAUUAAAGUUUUGAAUGCGGAUACCCAGGAAACGAUGAUGGAUCAUGCACUGAGGACAAUCUCAUACAUUGCAGAUAUUGGCAACAUUGUUGUUCUAAUGGCACGACGCCGAAUGCCAAGAUCUGCCUCCCAGGACUGUAUAGAAACAACCCCCGGAGCACACGAGGGAAAGAAACAAUAUAAGAUGAUCUGCCAUGUUUUUGAAUCAGAGGACGCACAACUCAUUGCCCAGUCAAUCGGCCAAGCUUUUAGUGUAGCCUAUCAGGAAUUUUUAAGAGCCAAUGGAAUCAACCCAGAAGACUUAAGUCAAAAGGAAUACAGUGACAUCAUCAAUACUCAAGAAAUGUAUAAUGAUGACCUAAUACACUUUUCUAAUUCAGAAAACUGCAAGGAGCUACAAGUGGAAAAACUGAAGGGAGAAAUCUUAGGAGUGGUCAUUGUGGAGUCGGGAUGGGGAUCUAUACUUCCUACCGUUAUUCUGGCUAACAUGAUGAAUGGAGGACCUGCAGCGCGCUCUGGAAAACUUAGCAUUGGCGACCAGAUUAUGUCCAUUAAUGGUACAAGUUUAGUUGGUCUUCCUCUUGCAACUUGUCAAGGAAUCAUUAAGGGGCUUAAGAAUCAAACUCAACUGAAACUGAACAUUGUGAGUUGUCCUCCUGUCACCACUGUCCUCAUCAAAAGACCGGAUCUGAAAUACCAGUUGGGAUUCAGUGUGCAAAAUGGGAUUAUUUGCAGCCUCAUGAGGGGUGGAAUAGCUGAGAGAGGUGGAGUUAGAGUUGGACACCGCAUUAUCGAAAUUAACGGACAGAGUGUUGUGGCCACUGCUCAUGAGAAGAUUGUCCAAGCACUUUCCAAUUCAGUGGGAGAGAUUCACAUGAAAACAAUGCCGGCAGCCAUGUUUAGGCUUCUCACAGGACAAGAAACACCACUCUACAUAUAGCAUAAAGCAGCCAUUGCAACUGAAGAUCAAUAAGCCUAUAGAUACAUUUUGUAUUUUUAACAAACAGCAAGAAAUCUCCAUGGACCAAUGCUCUUGCCUUUUUUUGUUUUAACUCUUGUUUUGCCAAAGGUGAUGCCAAUUCAAAGCAAGCUAAUCACCAAUGUGGACAAAUUGUGAAUCACGGAGCAAGACAUUCCAAACGGUUUACUCACCCAGAUUAGUAACAUGAAUAUUUAUAUGUAAUUUACAUGUAGUGUUAACGUGUAUGUGCAGUAUGUUUUAUUGGUGAAUGUGAAGGUACGACGAGUAAGACAAAAGAAGAUGAACAACAUGCUGAUCUCAUUGUUGUUUUCAUUAUUAACAGCCCAUCUGUUUCAGUCAUAAGAAAUGUACAUGUAAUAGGAUGCAUUGUGCACAUUAUACAGACAGUGCCAACUUUAUUACCUCAGUUGGCAAAUAAUGAGUUUCAAAAAUAUUAAAAAGAAUGCAAUUUUGUUCAUACCAAGUCUACAUUCUGUGAUGUUUAACAGAUCAUGUAUAACUUCCACGGUUGUUUCUGAUUGUAACCAUCAAAUAGUCUCCCUAGAAAAGACGCAAACAAUUUACAGAUUCAAAAUCCUAUUCAUAUUCAUGUGUAUUGUAUACCACAUCUUUCACCUGAAAAUAUGAAACAGUGUCAAUAAAACAUGAAUAGUUGCAACAAAUCAAUGACUUUCUUUGCUAUUGCAGCUCGUAUUGAAGCACAACAAACUAAAAAGGAAAUAUUUCAUUGCUUUCCCAGUAAGAAAAUAACUAUGUAAAUUUUUUUUGUCGGGAAAAUAUAUAUUUAUGGUACCUGAUUUUUAGUUCAGUAUCUGAUUUCUAUUUAAUAAGAAUGCUGUCAGCAGAUUUACUAGCCAAUCAUUGAAGUCAGUACGUGUCUUGUUUUUUUACUACUAAGCAUACAGUAGAAAACUAAGUACUACUAAAAAUAACUUGGAUGUAAUGAUCUUGGGUAGCUGAUUCUGUAGCAAACAAAUAUUCAUUUCCUGUAUUAAAAUGUACAAUUCUAUCAAAUGCAUAAAAUGUGAAAUUGUAUCCCUCUUCUGUAUAAAAUCAAACAUCUUUUUUGGUUAAUAAAUAAAUGUAUUAACUGUAGGUAAUGACGUUAGAAUAUUGUGACAAACAAAAACAAAAAAAGUUCAGUUCUGACCAUUCAGCAAAUGACUGAGAAAAAAUGUAUAAAUGAGCAAAUCAAGUGGUUUCAACAGAAUACUAAAAUAGCAUAAUUAGGUUAAAUUUGUAUGUGGCUUCACAUUUGUUCUUGCAACUUUUCUGGAUGAUUGGGUCCUUGCAUGUAUAGAAUACUGUUUAAGACACUCACAAAUAAAGUUUGAUAAAGAUUAUACAAUCAUCUCAGAAUACCUAAAAGAAAACCAUAGAGCUUUGUACAAGAUACAAACAAUGAUGUGUAAAAAAGAAAAGGUAAAAGACUAUCAGUUGAUGGGUAAAAAAAACUACACAUUUUCUACAAAAACUAGAAUGUGCACCUACAGUUCUCGCUUUCCCUGCACUCCUUCAGUUGGGGGGGGGGGGGGGGGUCACUAUGUAAUGCAGGUGUUAGCAUUUAUCAAUAGCUACUACCCUGCCUUUCUGUUUGUCUAUGUCUUAUUCCUUAUUUUCACUAUAAAAGAGGGCUUUUCCUUCAGGAGCAUUAUCUCAGGAAGGAGAGUCUGUUAUCUUGGCUCAGAUACAUAUAUAUGUAAUUGUUUGUAACAAACCAUGACCAUUGUCAGUAUUUCUUGUGUAUAGAUAAUCAGAUACAUAUGAAUAUUGUAUUUCAGUGAGAAUAAAGUCUGGAAUGUUGGCUUAGAUAUUAAUAAGCAUACACUGUGAUUUACAGUGCCUUACCAUACAGUAGCUGAACACACUAGUUACUGCAUAUCAAGUAAUGUAUAUGGUGCAUGCAGCUGUCAGAUAUAGGGAAGGAUUAAGCUAUCACUGUUAAUAAAUGUCCUUACAAGAG
This is a messenger RNA of Bombina bombina (fire-bellied toad), 4478 nucleotides long. It is a transcript of the gene APBA2, whose product is annotated as amyloid beta precursor protein binding family A member 2. Gene Ontology annotation, biological process: chemical synaptic transmission. Bases 206 to 2473 code for a protein of 755 amino acids. Gene Ontology annotation, molecular function: protein binding; amyloid-beta binding. Gene Ontology annotation, cellular component: dendritic spine; cytoplasm; plasma membrane. The transcript is spliced from 14 exons. The record is from RefSeq and is a predicted model, not a curated record. NCBI's taxonomy places the organism in Eukaryota, Metazoa, Chordata, Amphibia, Anura, Bombinatoridae.